AUAGCCUAAAAUUUCUUAAGAAGGGCUUGCAAAGAAAUUGCAAAUUUAUUCGGAUUUCGUAGAAUGAUUUGAAGCAAUUAAAUUGUGUUUUCAAUAUAUUUGAAAGUAUAUUAUCGCCAUUCUCUGUAAUAUGGAGGCGGCAGCUCGCGUUAAAACCGAAGUCGAAUCCACUUACUCAAAUAUCAUAUACAAACAAUCCCCAACCGAAAAUGAAGAUAACGCGUGCACCCCGCUGCGUGAUGAAGGCGGCCAGUCGCCCCUCGGCCAGGAGGCAAUUAAUGCUAAUGGCGCCACCGGUUGGGAGAGCGAUGCUGAUGAUCAGGCAUCAGCGCCGCCGCCACCGUCAAUGUUCGUAAAGCGGAGCCCACAAAAUGAUUAUUGCCCGACGCCAUUAAGAGUAGUGACCACAUUUGAACCGGAGCCGGCAGAAACUCAGCGUGAAUCUGAAGAAAAUGGUAAUUCGGAUUUGCCGAUCGAUGACAAUGAAGAUUCAAAAGAGCUGAUUGUUGUGAAAAAGGAGGAGCGCAGAGAACUGCAAUUGGGCUUUCUUGAUAUCCUCUCGGAGACAGACUUUCAAGGCGUUGUAGAUGAAUCUUUUAGCCAUGUAGAUCAACUCGAUCAAAUGGAUCUUGAGCCGCCAAAUGCAAAUAACGAAGAGGAGCAGGCGCUACAAGACCGUAUCGAGGAGCGGCAAAGGGAGCUUGAACGCUUGGAGCGAACAGAAGAAGAGAAAGAGAAGAAGAGAAAAAAACAUAAGAAAGAGAAGAAGAACGAUAGCCAUAAGAAGCGACGUCGCAGUCGUAGUCGCAGUGGCAGUAAUAGCCCAAGUUCACACAAAAGCCGUAAGGAGCGACGAUUACAGGAGCCUGAUCGACCUAGUGGAUCAAGAAUGGGUUCCAAGUCCGUCAUAAAAACUGAGCCCGAUCAACUGGACUAUGUGCCAGUGCGACCCGAGGAGAAGAGCAUCAAAGUAAUCAACAUAAGCAAACUACAGCAAAAAGCACCAGAGGCACCACCAGCUCCGCUAACAGUUCAGGAAAAGCGUCGCCGGGGCGUGGAGCGGGCGAAGAAAGUGCUAGAGUUAAUGCAACUCAAGGCAUCCAAGGCACCGGAGACCGAGUUUCUGGUGGUCAACACCAUUCGGAAACUACCAAAACUAGGUGGGUAUAUGAGCAGUCAUACAUUCGAGAAUCCCUCGCCGUUGUGCAACAAUUUCAAUGUUAGAUAUAAGUUCAACUCGACAUCGGUAUCGAACAUCAAUUUGAAGAAGUGGGGCCUGGAGCCGUUGCCCAAUGCGACAAGGGAGCUGCUGCGUCUAACCGGAAUUAAUGUGACACGUUUGAUGGAGCUACAGCAGAACUCGAAGAUGACCAUUCAGCAGCUCAGAUUCUCGCAUCAGAAGGAGAACGGCAAUUGCAGCAAGACAGAGGAUGAAUCGCUAUCUACCGGUCUGUACAAGAGUGCAUCAACCCAGACGGAUCCUCGGAUGAUGAAUCUCGGGCGGAAUGUUGGUGUCCAGGCUGUUCCGCCAUCGCAUGAGGGCGUCUAUUGGCUAAAUUCUCGCUUCAAUGAUUCGGACCUAACGCAACAGCAAACGAACGUAUUGUUGGCACUGAAGGAGCUCACCGCCUCGCCUCCCAGCUCGUCCUUAUGGGCCGAUCGUAUAUUCCGGGAACUGCGCAACGCCUUGGCGAUCAAGCGCGUCGAGGCCCAACAAUUGAAACAAUGAUCAACUAAUUAUUGCCAAAGUAAUAACCACUUCAAAUGCAUUAUGGAACAACAAUUCCAAUUUAAAACUAAUUAAACAUAUGCUUGGAUAAACAGAUUUAAGUUUUCCAUCAUUUACUAUCAGUAAUAUACAUAUAAAGUGCAAAUACACGUAUCCAGACCAAAGAAACGUGAGGCCAAAUAAAAAAUCAAAUAA
This is a messenger RNA of Drosophila arizonae, 1924 nucleotides long. It is a transcript of the gene Panx, whose product is annotated as Panoramix. The record is from RefSeq and is a predicted model, not a curated record. Lineage: Eukaryota; Metazoa; Arthropoda; Insecta; Diptera; Drosophilidae.